AUGGAAAAUCGAUUCAAGCUCCGAAUAUCUCGCAUAUUUCGGACACCGUUUGGCUCCUGCCGGACCCGGAACGAUGCCGAUGUCGCUGAAAAGGCUGUUUUCUCACUUGAAACCCACACGUUCCGGUCGUUAAAGCCGUCGUCGCCAACACCUAAGGAUCGGUCCUUACCUUCCAUUUGUAAACCCAGAUGCUCUUGUCAAUCAACCCAAGAAGCUAUCAAUACCGAUUCUAUAAUGGCUGCUCCAAGAGAAACUCUCCCACGGCGGCGUAAAGUCUCGGUCAAGGCUGCUCCUGCUUCGCCUAUACCACACUUGCCCCUCUUCUCCGACUGUAAAGACUUUGGUUUCUACGAGAAAAAGAAGAGCUCAGCUACAAACAAGAAGAAGAAGAACAGAAGGGUUCACAUCAAACAGAAUAAUACGUCGUUUAAUUCCAUGUUCUUCGGCUCAUCUUCUCACGAAAGUGUUAAUUACGGUGGCCGUGGCGGUGGGUGGUGGCGUUGGUUUAGCAGCGAAGACGAAGCCGAGACUCUUUUUUCUUCAAGGACUCUCUCGUCAUCGGAUUCAUCAUCGGAGUGGCACCAACAUCGUGAUCACCGGAGAAAACACAACGCUCGCCGGAGAAGAGCUAAGAGCGGGAACAAAGUAAAGGACAGCUUUGCGGUGGUGAAAAGCUCCGAUGAUCCCUACACUGAUUUCAGGGCAUCGAUGGUGGAGAUGAUCGUUGAGAGAGAGAUCUUUGAAGCUAAAGAACUGGAACAACUGUUGCAGUGUUUCUUGUCGUUGAACUCUCAUCACCAUCACAGGAUUAUCGUCGAGGUUUUUACAGAGAUUUGUAAGACAAUGUUCUCUAACUGGUCUUAAAAUGCAGAACGACGACAACUCGACAAGAACAAGAAGCAAACUGUUUCACUUUGUU
This is a messenger RNA of Hibiscus syriacus, 919 nucleotides long. Its product is annotated as transcription repressor OFP8-like. NCBI's taxonomy places the organism in Eukaryota, Viridiplantae, Streptophyta, Magnoliopsida, Malvales, Malvaceae. The transcript has a single exon. Gene Ontology annotation, biological process: negative regulation of DNA-templated transcription. The record is from RefSeq and is a predicted model, not a curated record. The coding region runs from base 1 to 864 and encodes 287 amino acids.